UUUUUCCAGCUGCAAAAGUAUAAUAUAAUCUGAUUUAAUCUGUUUAAAACUUAUGGGUCGGAUCAGAUUUAGUUUGAAACCCAAACCCCCGAUAAAAAUGUUCACGUGUAAGUGGAAGUGUGGGGAGGUAUCGGGUAUACACCCGCCAACUCGUAUGCCAACCCAGUCAAUUAACGAAUCGUUUCAUCUUGGAUCAUACACAGUGCAGCCUUGCACGAAUGCUAGCUGCCAGGUUCUUCAGAACCGAUACUGUUUCGAUACUCCGUAAGAAUUGCUUAAUAUCAAAGCGCCUACCGUUCUUACAGAUAUGGACUUAAAAGAAGCUUUGCUGGCUGUUAAGGAGCAGAAGAAGAAGAGAGUAGUAACUCAAGCAUGGAGACCAGUCUCAACUCAAAGUUCUAGUGAGGGUAUUAUUUCUAAGGGUGGUGAAUCUGAAGCAGCUCGCUCAAAUUUGUGCUCAAACACAUCCAAGACCUGUACUGGAGGAAGUAAUGCAGUAGGAGAAACAACACCUUCUGUUGAUGAGCAACAAAUUUCACCCGCUGAAAAGCAUUCACUUUCAAUAGAGGCAGGGGCUUCAUUAAUGCGUUUCAUAAAGGGGAAAGGGGGAGUCACACAGAAAAAGAUUGAGCAGGAUAUGGGUGUUCAAGUUUUUUUUCCUUUAUCCCAAAAGGAAGAUUCUAUCACUAUUGAAAGCAAUUCUGCUGAAAGUGUUGCAGGAGCCUCAGAAAGAAUCAAAACUAUAAUUGAUGAGGCGGUUAAUAGCCCAAAUCUGGACUACUCCCACUUUGUGUCGCUUCCACUGGCCAUACAUGUUGAUCUGGUAAAUAAGCUCAACACCUUUCAAAGUUCAAUUCUUGGAGCUACAGAAGUUAAUGAAGAAGGGAAUUUGGAAAGCAAUUCAAAUGAAGACACUUCAGGUGAGGAAGAUGAGGGCAUGGCUAUUGGUAAAGCUCCAAAGGUCGUGGUGGAACCCAAAAGUAAAAAUGAUUGCAAGAAUGUUAAUGUUGAUGUACCUAAGAUAGCACUUGUUAGUUAUGCACCUAAAGCUUCCAAGUCAUCUACCACUGAAGUAAAUCGAUCUAAACUGCCCGGGAUUCAGAAGUCUACUUUCAUUAAUCCAAAAACAUUUCACCUAACUGUACUCAUGCUGAAGCUAUGGAACAAGGCCAGAGUUGAAAAGGCUGCUCAGGUUUUGCAGAGCAUUUCAUCAAAAGUAAUUGAAGCCUUGGAGAACCGGCCUGUCUCUGUACGACUUAAGGGAUUGGAGUGCAUGAAAGGUAGCUUCGCCAGUGCCCGUGUUUUGUAUGCACCUGUAGAAGAAAUUGGUAGUGAAGGACGACUUUCACGUGCUUGUCAAGUGAUCAUUGAUGCAUUCAUUGAAGCUGGCCUUGUUCUUGAAAAGGAUACACAACAGAAAUUAAAGUUGCAUGCCACUGUAAUGAAUGCAAGACACACGACCGGAAGGAAGAAGUGGCCUAGACAUAUUCGUCCCUUUGAUGCAAGAACCAUAUAUGAGCAAUAUGGAUCUGAAGAAUGGGGAGAGUAUCUUAUCAGUGAAGCCCAUCUCUCACAGAGGUUUGCGUAUGAUGAAAAUGGGUACUACCAUUGUUGUGCUUCUAUUCCUUUUCCUGGAGACUCUUAGCUACCCCUAUGUCUCAUGUUUCUCUUAAACAACUAUUCAUUCUCCCAUCAACAUGGAAGCUUGGUUUGCGUUGUAUCUAAUGAAAUAAUGAUCAGCUUUCCCAUUGAACAACUUGUCUGGUUUGUCGGCAUUACCAAAGUUGGCGAGUUGAUAAUAGCUCGCCUUCUUUAUUUGCAACCAUUAGGUCAUUAGCAGUGUAUACCCACAAUCUUGGGUGUCUCAGACUCGGCGUAGACUAGACUGAGGAUAUUAAACAGUUUUGGUGCACAAGUGAAAGUGAAGGUGAUUGCAUGUAGCUAACUAGUUGUCUGUACAUGGCUUCUGUACUACCUCAGCUAACUAAGAUAGUAGAUCCUGGUCAUCUCUUUCAAGCCUGUAAGGCUUUUAUAA
Messenger RNA from Cuscuta europaea, 2035 nucleotides. Lineage: Eukaryota; Viridiplantae; Streptophyta; Magnoliopsida; Solanales; Convolvulaceae. The record is from the annotation of a GenBank genome assembly.